AUGGCCGAGAGGUUUAGCAAACUAAGCCACAACGAAAAACACAAUAAAAGCACCAACCUCUCUCAGUUUCUUAACAAGAAGCUCAACGACGAGAGGAAAAGGUCUCUGGAGAACAACGACAAUAAAUUCUCAGAGAAAGUCUUAGAGUUGGAGCAUUCCUUGGAGAGUCGUUUACGGAUAUUCAAAGACAAGCGUCGGUUUCUUCAGACCGAGACCGACCAGAACCAGAGCCUUGCGGUUUCAUCCGACUGUGUUGCAUCAAGGUCGACCGAACAAAAUCAGAUGAUUUCUUCAGGCCGAGACAAGCGUCGGUUUCUUCAGACCGAGACCGACCAGAACCAGAGCCUUGCGAGCCUUGCGGCUUCGUCCGGCUUCACAACACAUUUAUCUCCGUCGCUAAAUCAACAAUGGACAGAGUCGUCAACGAACCAUCUCAGUGGUGGCUUCGCAACUGGUUCGUUGGAUAACCAUCAGAGCAAGUUCUCAAUCUUUCUCUAUAACCAUGACAACGGCAGCUUCUUUCAACUCGAUGACUCUGUUUACCAAGCGAUGGCUACUUAUGAUAAUCCGAGUAUGGGACAAGGGUUUGGUCUAAGAAGCUGCAGCAACAACAUGGCUAUGAUGCAGAGACAAAACCCACUUCUCCACUACGAUAUGCUCCUUUGA
Thlaspi arvense is the source of this 666-nucleotide messenger RNA. NCBI's taxonomy places the organism in Eukaryota, Viridiplantae, Streptophyta, Magnoliopsida, Brassicales, Brassicaceae. The record is from the annotation of a GenBank genome assembly.